AUCAAAACAUUUCUCUCUCAUCCUCAUCUAUCUUUCUAACUGGUUUUUACGUACCAUUCUCCUUCCAUUUCCUAUUUCCCAUCGGAAAACCCUAGUUUCAACUUGUAGCAUCCUCCAUUCCAAGUAUGAUAGAUAUAGAUCAGGAGGUAUUUUGAUCACCUUAUUUGAUUCUCGUUAAUUACUUAAAACUAUCGCUUAAGUAUUUCGAAUGGUUCAUCCGCACCAAGGAUUUUUAUGCUCACAUGCUGUUAGCUCAAUUGGAUUUCAAAUAAAUCUCUUAAAUCAAGCCCUUAAUUUUCCUGACUGCGUUGAAUUGCUUUGUUUCAUCGGUUACUUUGAUCCUUGCAAGGUCCAAAACCAUCUCUAUCGAUGAAUCAGACCAUAUACCAAAACGCAUGUUGUCUUCACGUUGCUCUAUUGCUUUAUUGUCACUGUUGAUCGUAAGGAUUUAUGAAUCAGAUUUCGGAUUUGGGCUACCCUUUGAUCAUAUUCAAAACUCCCAAGUAAAACUGUUCGUGUUGCUUUCUUAAAGUUUUUCUUUUGCAGGCAGGACUUUUGUUUUAGAUUGUCAAUAGUGUAAUGCAGAGAUAAUGGAAGCUAAUGGAUGCGAUGUUAAUAAUUUGGAUGUUAAUAAUUUGGAUAAUGACGUGCUUUUGCCGCCAAGGAAGAGGCUUCUAGCCGGAUUGAAGAAACAGAACUGUGAUAUCAAUCCACAAUCCCCAUCCUCAUCAUAUGACAUGGGCAAUAAUGUUGCUGGUAUUGAGUUUGUCACCCGUCUAAAUAAAUUAUUGAGAUCUCAUUUGAGUAACCACAGUCUUUCAAAUGAAGAGAUCAUUGAGGCCUCAAGAGUUGAAGCUGUUGAAGCAGCUAAGGCUGCAAGAAAUGCCAGAGCUUUUGCUGAAGAAAAAGCUGCAAAGGCAGCAAAAGCAAUAACGGCCGCUAAGGCUGCUUUAGAAUUAGUCACUAAUAGUGAUGAAGAAGCCGCUACUAGAAAUAGUCAGUCAAAGAAGAACAAGAUGAAGAAGCAUGUUGCAGUUCAUACAUUGUACAAUAAGAAUAAAGGGGCUGGAAGUUGUAUGACGGAUGAAGAACUGGCUAAGAAGUUGCAUAGGGCCAUAAACAGUUCCUCCAGAACUCACAAGCAACACAAGAGGCUCAAAACUUUGCCUCUGUGUGAAACAUCUAAGGUUUCUUCUACUUCUAUUGAAAGAAUAAUUCAAUCUGAUAGAUCAAAGAUGGAUAACGGAGAAGAGUUACAAGUUAAUAAGUCCAACUUCAUUGUGGUGGAAAGUGGGAAAGAAGUGGCAAAUGGCUUAAAGAAAGUAGAUGAAGAAUAUGUGCACAAUGUUUGUAGUGUUGGGAAAAAGAAAGGAAGGUUUAAACAGAAAAAGUUACCCCUUAGCAUCUGUAAUUUUAGGGAUCAAGCAAGCCCCCAAGAAAAAGUGAAAUUUAAAACACCACGUCCAAUUAGAGAGAAUGUGAUCAUGGCCACUUCUACUGCGAUUAACAAUAAAUCCUUAUUUCCUGUUGAGAGAACGCCGACUUGGAAGUGCCAAGCAUUCAAGGAACCUACUACUUGCCUCAACCAUAAUAAUCUCAUGCACUCAUAGUACUUAGAUUUCUAUUUCAAGAGGACCGGCUACCAAGGUGUAAUUUGUUGUCAGAGGGCUCUAAUUAACGUGUGUGGAUUGCUAUUGUUGGGAACUUCUUGUCUUUGCCCGAGGACGUUCCAAGUCAUGGUCAGCAGUUUCUGAAGUGUAAUUUUGGUCACCAUCUACACCAGCAGUAGUUUUUAAAAUGUAUUAAAGUUCCCAGUUUGACUUCACACAGAUUAAGAAAAUAAAUUUGACUUUACUGUGGAGUGCACUGUUUGGUACUGUUUGAACACUGUUUGACACUGUUUGGCACUGUUUUGCACUGUUUUGUUUCCUACAAUGGAAGUGUGAACUUAAAUAAGGGACAUCCCUAAAAGGAAAGUGAGAACUUUAAUACGAACCGGAGGGAGUAAUAGACAAUGAGCAUUUGUGGUUGUUUAUAUACGUAGUAUUUGAUAUAGCUCUGUAAAGAAUCAUUAUAUCAAUUUUUUUUUUCUGACCGCC
Messenger RNA from Cuscuta europaea, 2099 nucleotides. The record is from the annotation of a GenBank genome assembly. NCBI's taxonomy places the organism in Eukaryota, Viridiplantae, Streptophyta, Magnoliopsida, Solanales, Convolvulaceae.